AUGGUUUCUCAAGGCCCUAUGGUCGUAGGUGUCAGCGUGGCAUUUGCCGCCUUAACCUUCGUUGUUUUGGCUCUUCGUCUCUUUUCGCGCAUUUUUGUCCUGGGUCAAAUGGGUAUGGACGACUACCUCAUCGUUUGCGCUUGUGCGUUGUCUUGGGCAUUCAUUGCUGCCACACUUGUCGCGGUCAAGCAUGGGCUUGGAAAACACAUUGAGGAUGUCGACCAAACCAAGAUGGCCGUCUGGCUGAGUUCAAUGUUCUAUCUCGCAACACUUGGGUUCAUCAAAACCUCCGUCCUGUGCUUCUAUACUCGCCUCGGAGAUCGCUAUCUCACUCGCCUAUCCUGGGUUAUGUUGGGGGUCAUUAUGGCACAAGCCAUCUCAUUCGUUCUCGUGGCUGCGUUCCAAUGCCAACCCAUUAGCAUGGCCUGGACUGGCACUGGACCCGGAAAAUGCGUCGACAUCAAUCUUUUCUACCUGUGCAACGCCGCCCUGAACAUUGUCACCGAUCUCUUAACCUAUACCUUGCCCAUCAAGGUCAUCUUCCAUCUCCAGAUGCCUCGGAAACAGAAGAUUGUUCUGGCCUUUAUCCUCUGCCUUGGUCUUUUUGCUUGCGUUUCCUCGAUCAUCCGAAUCACCUACAUUCCCGCCAUGCUUAGCUCGAAGGACUCCACCUACGCCAUCAGCGGUGCCAUGUACUGGUCCGUUAUCGAAACCAACGUCGGCAUCUUUGCCGCCUCAAUCCCAUCAUUCAAGGCAAUUGCCUCCCGUUUCCUGCCCCGCUUCAUCGGAGAGUACAGCAGUGGGAAGAAAUCCGGCCCCUGGUCAAGCGACAACCAUGCCCCGCGAUAUGCAUCUGGGUUCGCCAAAGUCAGAGAUCCGAAUAGCAUCACUAUGAUCACAGUCAACGGAAAGGAGGAUGUUCCCAUGGGUACCAAUAUUGGCGCGGCCAGCAACUCCAGCGAGGAGCGCAUUAUCCCCCAAGGCAAGAUCUUCGCUCACACGGAGAUCGAAACUACCUUCGAAAGGAACGAUGGUGGAAGCGACAGUUCGCUCGAGCGGGCUCGUCGAUGA
Molecule: messenger RNA, 1071 nt
Organism: Penicillium mononematosum
Lineage: Eukaryota; Fungi; Ascomycota; Eurotiomycetes; Eurotiales; Aspergillaceae
Product: putative integral membrane protein Pth11-like
Exons: 6
Coding region: 1-1071 (356 amino acids)
Source: RefSeq, a predicted model, not a curated record